This is a messenger RNA of Durio zibethinus, 489 nucleotides long. The record is from RefSeq and is a predicted model, not a curated record. Lineage: Eukaryota; Viridiplantae; Streptophyta; Magnoliopsida; Malvales; Malvaceae.
AUGGCUUUAUAUUUCAUUGCUGCUUCUCUUAACCCAAAACCCUGCUCUAAUAUUCCUCCUCCAUUGCUUUGCCCAAAGCACAACCACCCUUUCAAGCUCAUCUCUUCUUCUUCUUGUAAAACAUUUGUUCAGUCACAAGGAAAAGAAGGGGGAGUCAAAGAGGAUGACCCUCCUGCUUCUUUCACUGGACCAGGGUAUGAGAGUGAUGGCAGCUUUAGGAAACUCACUAUUCGUAAGAAGCUUGUGCGGUUGGUUGGGGAUAGAGACGAUGAUUUCAUUUUUCCAUUGGGUAAAAAUUUGAAGAAGGUUAGUCCAAAGUUUUUAACCAUCUCACAGAAGAGAAAUAUCAGAAGACUAACAUACUUGGAUGAAGUUUCUCGGAGGAAUGAUUCAGUUUUCUUUGCAACAGUUGGAGCAUUUAUAAUUGUUCCACCAUUUAUAAUAUUAGGGAUUGCUAUAUUAACAGGUUAUGUGCUGCCCUUUCCAUGA